UACGCGCGUCAUUGUUGCAGAUGUUGAUAAUGACUGACGUCGCUUCUGACCAAUCACAACCGCAGCUCUCUGCCUCGGAGCGACGCUCGACCAAUGACUGACGCGCGAGUGCUGUACCGACGUUAGGUCGAUCCGCACAGCGCUAUAUAUACACACACACACAGAGGAAUACAUAAUCGACAAAUGUGCUGCAGAACUCAGAAGCCAUUUUGUGAUGAUGUUGAGAGAAACGAACAUGAAGAUGCUGAAGCCAACGAGCACCGUUACACUUGUGUCUGUUCCUCCCUGCGUCUCCUCUGUUGCACCAUGGCAGCUGUCAACCGACUGGACAUUAGCAAAGCGGGGCUACCGAGCAGUUGCUCACUGAGUUAAAACGCCAUUGACAUGAAAGAGGACAGUGUCUGUUCACUUGUCUCUGUCGAGACAUGUAACACCGUGAGUUUUUUCCAGUCUGAAAUCUUCACAGCAUCUCUCACAGGCCAACGUCUCCUUGAGUGACUUGAGUUAAUUCACUCUGGUACCGGGGAGAGAAAAGGGAGGCAGAUCCGUUUCUCCAAUGGCUUCUGUGAGCCUUGUUUCCAGUCCCCCAGCCCCUGUUCUUGACAAAAACAUGACAGACUCUGAGCUUGCAGGGGAUGAAAGAGAGGACGGUGAAUUAGAGGAUGGAGAAAUAGACGACGAAGGGAUUGGAAUCGAUGAGGAAACUAAAGAGGCCCUGGAGGUGAGUGAAGAAAAGGACAAGGAGAAAGAAAAAGAGAAAGCCAAAGAGAAAGAAGAGAAGACUCACAGGCACUCCAGGAAAAGGCACAAAAAGACCAGAGAGAAGAGGAAGUCUAAAAGGAGGAGACGUGACAGGCAGAAACACCACUCCCCGACCAGCAGCUCCAGUUCUGACAGUUACGACUCUGACUACGACCGACAAGAAAGGCCUAAAAACAGGAAGAGCCAGGGAUCCAGAAGCGAGGCUGAUGGCCAGCAUGGACGGGAGUCAAAGGGAGGCCACGGCAACGCUCAGAGGUCGCCGCCGCACAAGAGCAGUGAUUUUGACAAAUACAGUGACUACAGUGACGACUACGACGAAGAGGAGGACGAUUAUGAUGAUGACAUGUCCGAGUAUCAGCAGUCAAAAGAUUCAACAUCCCCAGGUCAGGGAAGGGGUCGAUAUGUUAAAGACCAGAUGAAGAGAGGAAGCAUGAGGGGGAUGAAACACCAACAGUUUGGGCAGAGGGGACGAGGCAGAGGGAGUGGACCAGGUAGAGGACGCGGGAUGCUCCUCAAGAACAAGAAGAUGAAGGGCAAACCUUGGGGCGGACGGGGACGAGGUCGUGGAGGAGAUCAGGGAAUGGAGGACAUGGGGAAAAAAAAGAUACAACUAAAAACUAAAGGCUCUCUUGUUCAUUUCAUGCUCCAGGAUGGAAAAAUGUCCACUGGCUUUCAGAAGAAACGACCAAUUAUGAGCAAGGAGUUUAUCAGUCAGCACACAAUUGAACACAAUGGCAAAUUCAUCUGCAAGUACUUCCUGGAGGGUCGAUGCAUCAAGGGGGAACAGUGCAAGUUUGAACACGAGCUUGUCGCGCUCGAAAAGAAAAGGGAACUUUGUAAAUUUUACCUCCAAGGAUACUGCAGUAAAGGAGACAACUGCAUUUACAUGCACAAUGAAUACCCGUGCAAGUUCUUUCACACAGGAGCCAAAUGCUAUCAAGGGGACAACUGCAAAUUCUCCCAUGAAUCUCUGACUGACGUGACCAAGGAGUUGCUUGAUAAAAUAAUUAACACAGAGGAGGAGAAUGCCCGUGAGGACGAGCUAGAGCUGGAGGAUCUGAGGAAGCAGGGUAUCGCCCCGCUUCCAAAGCCUCCUCCUGGUGUGGGGUUGCUGCCCACUCCUGGUCAGAGCAGUCCCACAGAUGGAGCUUCUGGCCAAGCAGGGAAGAAGAUCCCCUCCCUGUUUGAAAUCAAGGUUCAACCGACUGUAGACUUGGCACAAAAAAUCUGUCUCAGUGGAUCCAACUUCUCCCAGAAUCAAAGUGAAGGCACUGGUCAGUUUAGUGGCGGCUCAGAGGACACACAGAGUGGAGAUAUGGUGCCUUCAGGUCCUUCUGCUCCCUCACUUCCUCCAUCUGGUUCACCUGGUGCUAUGGGUCACCCAGCAGGACCGUCUAUGCCACAGAGCCCGACAGGCCAGCACCCACCUCAUGGAUUUCCAAUGCCGCCACCAGUCCCCCCUGGUCAACCACCACCUUUUCAUGGAAACCAGUCUAAUAUGAACCCUCAGGGGAAUAUGCAGAGGCCUCCGUUUCCUGCUGUUCCAGAUCUACAGAUGCUUCAAAGUAUUUUCCCUUUUCCAUCACUGGGUCAAAACCCUGUUGAGCCAAUUGGCAGCUUCCUUCAAAACCAGGCCAUGGGUCAACCAGGAGUAGACCCAGCUCUGGCCUUCGUACAGAACCUGCAGCAGCAGAUGGGUGCAGAGUCACAGUUGCAGUCUUUACCUCCAGCAGUGCAGAAAGCCAUCUUUAUACACCUCACACAGACCCAGGGGAAUGAGCCACAGAGAGCUGAGGCUCAGGAUGAUACUAAUGCAUACAGAGAUGAAACUACAAACUGGUACUCCAGCGAUGAGGAGGAUGGGAGCUGUGUUGCCUCCAUCCUCAAAACGCUGAAAAAGCAGAGUGAGAUGCAGCAGCCUCAGUCCAAGCCCUCCCAGGUUGCCCCAGCGGGCCCAGUAGGAGUAGACCCUCGGACUGUAAAGGAGAGGGCACCACCCACUGACCCACGUGUGAAGAUGGACCCUCGACAAAGACUUCCUGAUGUGAAAAAAGAUCCAGAUGGGGGUGCAGAUCCACGUCUCUCCAGAGACCCCAGAAAGACGAGACCAAUUGAUAAAAGUCCGUAUCAUCAGCAGAGCCUCACUGUUCCUCAGAAAACUCAUGCAGGGGAAGAGGAUGAUGAAGGAGAGCGGGAGCUCCGGGACAGAGCAGUUCUGAUCCCUCUGGAAGCCAGUCCUGGUGUGGUGCUACGAGACCCUCGGUGCCAGUUAAAGCAGUUUAGCCACAUCCGGGUGGACAUUCUGCUCCAGCGGCCUGCCUUUGCUCAGACUGUGGUGUGGGCCCCUGAGGACCUAAUCCCUUCCCUGGUGCCCAAGCAGGAACACUCCAUCAACCUCCCUCUGCCACCUCUUAUAGCCGAUGCUCAAAUGAACCGUACAAACCUGCCUGACCAUCCCCCAGUUUCCAGUCCUCCGCCCACUGACCCCAGAUUGAUAGCUGCACGUUUGAAGAAUCGUUUGUCCUCAGUAUCUCUAGAGGCUCGGUCCUCCGCAGAGAGGCCCGUUGACCCACGCCAGCAAAAAACUCUGGAUCCCAGACUCAAGCGUACUGGAAGUUUGGACUCCAAGCUGUUGGUUCAGAAGGAACCCUCUUCUGGCGGAGGAGCUGUGGAUCCUCGACUACAGAAGGCAAGCUCCAGCUCCUCUCCUCAUGCUGCUAGAGCCAAGCCAGAGCCUGAGAGGUUGCCGCCUUAUGCCCCUCGUUUGGCAUCUACAGGUGGAGGUUUAGAGAGUCCAACUACAAUCCUUGGGGGAAUCAGUCUAUAUGAUCCUCGUACCCAAGCGGAGCAGAAGGAACAAGUAGAGUCUCCCAAUAAGGUGGGGAUUCUGAAACAUCCCACUAAGAGAGAGAGUGCUGUGCCACAAUCACUCUCACCAACCAAACGAAGUGACUCUUUCGAGGAGGUCAGGAACACAGACUUAUCAGAGCAGUCUCUGCCCUCCAGCUCUCCCACAGUUCCUCCUGUCUCACCUGUCAAACCGCCUGCAGUUCAUAAUCUACCCAUUCAGGCUCUGGCAGGGCUGAUGCGACCCCAGUACACUGACCCCAGACAGGCCAAACUUGCAGGACAGGGCUCUACAGGAACACAGGAGGAGGCCGAGCUAAAGAAGGACCAGGAGCAGAAGGAGCAACAGGAGGAAAAGGGGGAGAAAGGGCAGGAGGAGGCGGCUCCAAAGGAGGAGCAGAAACAAGGGGAUCCAGAGGAAGAAGCAGAUGACAGGACACUCAAAGACGUUUUCAAGACUUUUGAUCCCACUGCUUCCCCUUUCUGUCAGUAAACACUCCUAUAUGGGAAUGUGGAAAAAAAAAAAAUUGUAUAUUGAUAAAACAAUUUGGUUCAUCUUAUUUAGCUUUACAUGAAUCUAUUUAUUUCUACAUAUAUAUAUAUAAAUCAUCCUGUAUAAAAUGUGCACGGCACAUUCUUUUCAUUGUGGACACGAUGUCGGAGUUGUGUACAGAAACCGCCUUUUAACGUGAUCAUAUUAAUGCCGAGCGCUAUGGAGGUGUUUAUGUUAAGGUCUUUUUAUCGUUAUGGAAUUUUCUUGUACGUAUUUGAACAAUUUGGAAAAAAAGGAAUUAAGAAAACAUGACAUGUUGUCCAUGGUUCACACCAGGCAUUACAGUCCCAGUUCAUUCUUUCUCUCUCUACUUGCAGAGAGUCAUCGAUCAAAGGUUUCCCUUGUUAUUAGCUGUUUUUGUAAUUUCAUAUUUAUUUCAACACACUUUUAUAUUAUGAUGGAGUUACAUUUGUGCUCACUUGUAUGAGGGAUUUUUGUGUUUCUCCAGUAUUUCCAGUUUUCACCACACACCCUCAUAUGAGCGUGGGAUCAGCUCAGAAAAUCCUAACUUCCUGUAGGUUCUUGUCGCAUGUAGCAGUAAUCGAUUGCUGCUGCCUUUUUUUUUUUCAGCCGAUUUCAACGACAUGGUUAAGCUAGUUUGCUGAGUUCUUUGUGCAGUAUGUUUUUAAUUGACCGUUUCCUGCAUUGCUGAAAGGAAAUUUUAGAUUUUUGUAACACUGCAACCAUUUAAUUUUUAAUCUUUGGACAUUGUUGGAUAAUUAUCAUUUUAAAAUGGCCAAAAAGCUUUGAGGACGUUACUGUCGUGGCCUUUUUUUAACCCUAUCACCAAUGAGUAAUAAUAACAAAUACAUUUAUAUUGAUUUAUCAUUGUCAUUCCCCAAAACGCUCACUGUUUAAAAGGUCCAGUGUGUAAAAUUUGGGGGCCUUUAUUACGAUGAUUACACUUUUGUGGUGGACAAUCACAUGAUCAGCUAGGUCAGCUUCAUGGAAGUUGUCAUAUUGGACCACCGUUGUAUUUUGUGUUUAUAUUUUUGAACUUUAUUGGACUUGAAAGGAAGAACACUAUAAAACAUUACCGGGCGCACACUAUAUCGCUUGGAAAGGUUGUUUUGCUUGACAAUUCUGCGUCUGAGAUGAGAUGGCUGUUUUACUGAAACUAUUUACUUUUCUAUUGUUUUCAUACUUCACCUUGUAAAUCCCUCUUUUGUAUGGAAUACACUUUGCAUUCGUGAGUUUGUGAGUUUUGUAAUGGCUAUUUCUUUAAGCACAGUGGUUAUGAUAAUACUGUUUUACAUUUUAACAUAAAAUGGUUACAUUUCAUUGAUUUUACUACGAAUAGUUGAAAUAAA
Molecule: messenger RNA, 5472 nt
Organism: Solea solea (common sole)
Lineage: Eukaryota; Metazoa; Chordata; Actinopteri; Pleuronectiformes; Soleidae
Product: zinc finger CCCH domain-containing protein 6
Exons: 12
Coding region: 557-4102 (1181 amino acids)
Biological process (GO): negative regulation of DNA-templated transcription
Cellular component (GO): nucleus
Molecular function (GO): metal ion binding; RNA binding
Source: RefSeq, a predicted model, not a curated record